Molecule: messenger RNA, 2544 nt
Organism: Salvelinus sp. IW2-2015
Lineage: Eukaryota; Metazoa; Chordata; Actinopteri; Salmoniformes; Salmonidae
Gene: trim13
Product: tripartite motif containing 13
Biological process (GO): positive regulation of macroautophagy; innate immune response; protein ubiquitination
Cellular component (GO): cytoplasm
Molecular function (GO): ubiquitin protein ligase activity; zinc ion binding
Source: RefSeq, a predicted model, not a curated record
AUAUUUUUUUACACGUGACUUAGUAGCUAUUGGUUAUCAAUGUGUCAAGCUUGGGACACAUGGCAUGAUCAAAUUUGUGUAGAGUGGGAAUUCCAUCUCCUAUCAAAUAACGGGGCAAAUGUCUGUAAUGAGCACCAAUAUUGUUGCUGGGUAGGCCUACAUGUCGUCAGUUAAAAAGGGAGCCAGUUCAGUAGCCUAUCACCAAGUCUUUUGAGAGCACUUCCAAUAGGCUACUUUGUAUCCAUGCACUGGGUAUCAGUGGGGAUGAAAAUUACAAUGCAAAUUUACAUGCACUAUUGCCUGACGUUCAAACUUCACACAUAAGAAUCGAUUAACGUUACUUCAAGUUCAUAAUGACGUAUACAAAUGGUGCGAUAGAGGCAGUGAUCAAAAGCCGGGUGACUAAGAACCUAGUGGUUGACAAUCUUUCACGAUGUAAAAAUGUUUUGCAUAGCAACAGCCCGCCUCCCCUCUCCAAUUUGCAGGGAUCCUCUAUAUUUUUCCUACUGAAAAAUAAAACGCAUCUUGUUCUUUAAAAUAAAAAAAUAUGUACUUAAAAAAACGCUGCCAUUAAUAUCACUGAGAUGUUUUUACUUUCUGCGCGCCACUGUAUCAGGCGCGUACUAUAGUGCGCGCUAUUUGGAGCUGGAAGGAUCGCUAGUGUAGUGCUGUGGCCAUGAAAGGGUUAAUUUUUUCUCCCGGAAAGGGCGAAGUCUGCACAGCAACAAGCGCCAUGAUUGCGUUGCACUGUGCGUCUCAGCAGCUGAACACCAUGGAGCUUCUAGAGGAGGACCUGACUUGCCCAAUUUGCUGCUGUCUCUUUGAGGACCCCCGAGUUCUGCCGUGCUCACACAGCUUCUGCAAGAAGUGCUUGGAGGGGAUUCUGGAGGGGAACAACCGAGGAGCUGUUUGGAGACCCCCGUUCAAAUGCCCCAGUUGCCGCAAGGAGACUCCUCAAAACGGCAUAAACAGCCUCCAGAUCAACUACUCGUUACGUGGAAUCGUUGAGAAAUACAACAAGAUCAGAGUGUUACCCAGGAUGGCCCUGUGCAAACACCACAGUGGUCAACCGCUUAAUAUAUUCUGUGCCACAGACUUGAAACUUAUUUGUGGAUUUUGUGCAACAACUGACGACCAUAAAGGACAUACAUUCUGUGCCCUGGAAGACGCGUACGAGCAGGAGAAAUCCGCAUUUGAGGAGCUGUUCCAGGGAGUGGAGAGCUGGCACAGCACGGAUAUUCUAUCCUGCCUGGAGACGCUGGAAGCCAGUAAGAAAAAGGCGCUCCAGUUAGUUUCCAGGGACGCAGAGAAAGUAACCGACUAUUUUGUCAAACUGAUCAACGCCCUGGACCACAAAAAGAACGAGAUCCUCUCCGAUUUCGAGACGCUGAAGUUGGUGGUGAUGCAAGCCUACGACCCAGAGAUCAAUAAAUUGAGCGAUGCGUUGGAGGAGCAGAAGCGUGCUCUCAGCAUCGCCGAGUCCUUCAGGAAUGUGACCGACCCCCUUUGCUUUCUCGAGCAGAUGCAGGAGUUCAGGGAGAAGUUGCGCGUUGUCCGGGAAACGCCGCUGCCCUCCCGGACAGACAUGGACGUCGGUCCCCUGGUCAGGAAUUUCGACGUCAAAAACUGGGACUCGAUGAAGCUCAAAGAUGUGGACAAGCUCUCCGUUCCGCACGAGAGUGGCGUGUAUAGCUCAACGACCCCGCAUUCCGGUGGCAGAGCGCUGGGGAAAGUCAUCGUGUUUUUUGUGUGCCUUUUAUGCACCCUGGUUCUUCUGCAGCCGGACAGCCUGACCGCGGUGUCAGCCCAAAUCUCCUCGCUCGGCCAUGCCUACCUGCCAGUGCUGGCUGGAUGGCUGGAACUGGCUCACGGUGCGUGGCAGUGCUGGGGAGAGGUAGUGGAUGCCUGCGUUGCCUGGUGGAUGCGUUUUUGAACUGUAUCCUGAACCUCUAAGACACCUGCCGAUUUUCUUGACCGCCUUGUAAACACAACUAGCGAAUUUCUUAUCCGUUGUAAAUUUCUUUAGAUUUCCGAGUGUUAUUUUUGCUACAUGGAUCUGAAGCAAGCUAUGUCCAAGCUAUAAGUAGAUUUAUAGCAAACACUAGAAAUCUAAUCAAGUAUUUACAAGCACAUAUGUAUCAUGCUUUGUGAAUGUAUUUAUAUAUAUCUAUAUAUCUCCUAAACGUAGAACAACAAUACAACACUAAGUUAAAUCAAAACACUAUUGCAGUACAUUAAAUGUUAUUUGAGAACAGCUAUUUUGGUGAGUGUUAAGCAUCAACUCUGACCAGUAGCACCAUCCAUCCUUCUCCAAGCCAUAUGAUCGAUCACACAGGUCAUAGUCUGUCACCUCAGGAUAUGUUUUACUAUACAUUCCACAGGCUAGAUUAUGUAGGAUAGGCCUAAUAUUUACAUCGAGUUUAAGUGUCUGAGUGUYGUUUAUUUUUGCCUUACUUUUAAUGACCAUCUGUUGAGUUGUCAUAAUGCCUCUGUCACCAGACUCAUUUUUUGCCAAAUAAAACAUAAAUUUGGUCUUUUCCGUCA